AUGCCUGUCUCGCAGGCGGACGCCCUCCGCAUCCACGCCGCGAUCCACGGCGGCAAGGACUCCGUGAGGCUCGCCUCUGGCGACACGCUGCCCGUGACGAAGGCGUCCUCGAGAUGCAGGUGCGUCCAGGCGGAGGGCAUCGAUGCGCGUGAGCAAAACACAGGCAAGCCGUCGAAGUGGGCGGACAUGGCCAAGGCGGGCUCCAAGAUCACCUGGUUCCUGGGCGGCUCGCCGCAGCAGUGGGGCCGCAUCGUGGACGGUGCCGUGGACCAGCUCGGCAAGCAGAUCUUGGGGGGUGGAGCAGAGGCCAAGGCGAAGGCCGCGGCCAAGGCGGCCGCGGCGCCGCCUGCGAAAGCGAAGGCCGAUGCGCUUUCCGAGCCGCCGCCGCAGGGUGCCGCCAAGGCGAAGCUGGCCGCCAAGGCGACCUUGAAAGCUUCGAAGGAGCCCGUGGCCCCUAAGGCCAAGCGGGCUGCCAACGCGCCCCAGCCCGCUGACGGGCAGCCUCCGGCCAAGAGGGCAAAGUGUGCGCUGGCCGCCCCCGCCGCCUCGCCGCCGCCCGGGACCGCCGCCGUUGCUUCGGCAGAGGACCCGCUGGGGCUCGCUGCCCUGUUCUGCGGGAAAGGUUACGGCGCUGUGUGGGAGCCCAUACUGCGACCCGUGAUCGACAAGUUGCCGAACGCUGCGGGCUUCAUCGGACCAGGACGCCCUAAGCAGAUCGUGCCCAUUCGGGAACUGACGCUGCAAGCGUUGAAGCCGAACCCGCCAUCUGGAUGGCGCGUGAUUUCCUUGGGGCAGUCCCCGUACCCUCGGGUCGAGUCUGCCACUGGCAUUGCACAUUUUGACAACUCCAUCUCUUCGUGGGAUGACGGCCGUUUUGGCGCUGUGGUUUCCAUGCGCAACAUCAUAAAGGCAGCGGCCAUGCAUAAGUACGGCAUACCCAAGGCUACCCCCAGCGCUGAGUUCCGCAAGUUGUUAAGGGAUAGGGCUGUGGUGAAUCCUGCUGAAUGGUUCCAGGCAAUGCUCACGCAGGGGGUGCUCUUCAUGAAUGCCGCAUGCACGCUGCUCCCUCCCGAGGACAAGUCCGUCAGGGCUGGCAGCGUUGUGGAAGAGCACAGAAAGUUCUGGGCUCCGGUCAUCGAGGCAAUCCUGGGCGCGAUCUUGGCAGAGUGCAGACUGCACGGCAAAGGCCUUGUGUUCGCCUGGUGGGGUGGGGAGAGCCUGAAGCUAAAAAAGGAGUUCGCCAAGACCAUUUUCGCGGCGUACCGAGACGUUCGGAUGGAGCACGUGGAGCACAAAAACCCUGCGGCCAUGCAGGACGCUUUCUUGGAUGAGCCCAAUAUUUUCGGGGCCAUCAAUGACAAGCUGAAGGCGCUGCAGCUUGGACUGCCCAUCGACUGGCUACCCAGCGAUGGCUGGCAACACCACCUCUGCACGGAUGCGCGCGCCAGCGCGAUGGGCGAAUUCAUCACCGAGACGAAGGAACUGCACCGAAUGUACCUGGAGCGCUUGAGGGAUGGCCUGGACUCGGGCAACGAAGAGCUGGCAGACAUCACGGGCGUGGAGUCGUCGCCGCUUGUGCCCCUCGCAGAAGCACUUCGGGCCCUCAAGCUUGCGGACGCCGCUCGGCAGUCAACCACCAAGGCCCAGGCUAUGAACCGGGGCGCUCUCGGUAUCGAGGAGGCGGCCGCGGUCCACAUGUACACCACCAACCACCUCUACAGACAGUUGAACGCAGCGCUGCGCUCUGCGCAGCGGUGCUCCAUCCAGCAAUACUUCCUGUACCUGCGAAUCCUUCUGGCGGCCUUGUCAAAGCUGCCGAGCGCGGACAAGGAGCUGUACAGGGGGGUGCCCCUGGACCUGAGCUCGCAGUACGCGGUCGGCUCGGAGGUCACCUGGUGGGCGGUCUCAAGCUGCACGCCAGAUCUGAAGGUGGCCUGCAGCUUCGGAGCGUCGCAAAAGGCCUGCACACUGUUCAGGAUCAAGGCACAGAGGAGUGUCGGCAUCAGGGAGCUGUCGCAGUACAAGGGCGAGGAGGAGUUUAUUCUCGCUCCUGGCACGCAGCUCCGCGUCGACAAGGUGCAGAGAGCCGGCGGCAGGGUAGAGAUUUUCCUGCGCGAGCUGGAUCGGCCACGGCGUGUGAGGUAG
Messenger RNA from Prorocentrum cordatum, 2145 nucleotides. The record is from the annotation of a GenBank genome assembly. NCBI's taxonomy places the organism in Eukaryota, Dinophyceae, Prorocentrales, Prorocentraceae.